Ostertagia ostertagi is the source of this 297-nucleotide messenger RNA. Lineage: Eukaryota; Metazoa; Nematoda; Chromadorea; Rhabditida; Trichostrongylidae. The record is from the annotation of a GenBank genome assembly.
AUGGCUAAAAUCAACAGUCGUCCGAUAAUCUUCGCUCUAUCGAAUCCUACCGACAAAGCGGAGUGUACCGCUGAGGAUGCCGACUGUUGCUUGGAAACAAACGAGAAAUUAAUGUAUCUGAUUUCAGGGAACAGUCUUGUUCGCCUCUGGGUCACCCUUUUGACGACGUCGAAGUAUAAUGGAAAGCUUUUCAAACCCGGUCAAGGAAACAACUCUUAUAUCUUCCCUGGAGUCGCUCUUAGUGCCAUCCUCUUCAAAGCGAAACACAUUCCCGACAUGGCGUUCCUUCUUGCUGCA